AUGGCGAUGAUGAACAAUGGAGAUCUCUUCGUGAAGAUGACCAAGAUCUUGUUGAUGGCCAACCAUGCCGUGGUCAAUUUGACGAAAGACGGUGAGUUUAAAUUUAUGUUUACUGGUGUUUAAAAUACGUUAUGAACAAUUCUUCUUUAUAUCUAAAUGUUUUAAAAAACUUAUAAAUUUAAAAGUGGCAGGCUGCGCCCGAACUUUGUCAAAUAUCCAACCUUGUUAUUUUUUAUAAAGUUAUUGUUAAAAAGAAGGCUUGUAGCUUACUACGACACCAAUGAUUGCAUGAAAUUUCAUUUUGUCCCAAGAUUUAACGGUUUUUCGAAUCGGCAGGCUGCGCCCUGGCUUCAACUUGAAAAUUUGUAGGAUUGAAAUAAAAAAUGAAGAAUAAGCUGCUUGAGCGUAAAUAAAUGCCUAAAAAAUUAUUCGAAAUCAAAAUUGAGACUUCAUCUGAAGUGGCGAGUCGCGCCCAGGCUUUCUUCGAAUUGCUGGAAUUUAAUGUAAAAUUGGUAAAAUAAUUAAGUAGAGUCUCAAAAAAGCCUCGAAAAAUAAAUGUGAAGAUGUAAAAAGUGAUUUAUUUGUUGUAUUUUACGAAUAUGCAGUUGGCGAACUGCGCCCUGACUUGUCUCUGAAUUUUGAAUUUUUUGGGGAUUUGAUGGUAAAAUACGAAAGAGGUGAAUAUUUACAUUUUUUUCGUUGUAAAUGAGCCGUCUACAAACCCCAUUUCCUAUGGCAAAAAUGUUGUUUUUGUUUUUAUCAAUUUAUUUACCCCCGAAAUUUCGAUAAUUGGACUUUGUGGGCGAGGAGGACAAGAUCCCCUCCCCGACUCAUUAAAGUUUCAUUCCGCGCCCAAUGUUUCUAAAAAUGACCAAUUCCGGUGGCGUGUGAAACUUUGCACCCUCCGGGCUUUAUCGCCCAUAAUAUCCGGCGGGGAUUAUUUUCAUAUCUUUGCACGCAAUAAGGUCUUUAACAUUGGCUUGUAAGGCUCAUUCUGGCUGAUUUUUAAUUUUUUUGACACAGGAUUUUUUUUUACUUUUAGAAUUUUUUUUAUUAAAAAAAUUUUUUUUUAAUUAUGCAAAUUUUUGAAAUAUCAAAAAAAUUGUUUUAAGAUCGUAUUUUAUAUAGAAAACAAUUUUUUCCCCUCAAAAAUAGUGAAAAAAUCUAAUUUUUUCACGAUUUUCGGCCGAAUCCAGCCAUUUUUUUCCGACCCUAAAUUAAAGUCCAAACGUUGACCCAAUUCGGAAAGUUUGGGAAAAAUUGCAUUUCAUGAUUUACCGCCCUCCUCUUUUCUCUCGGAUAUUUAUAGUCGGAAAAAACAAGAUAAGCUUCUCCAAAAUACCCCCAGGGGAAUUGCCGACCAGAAAACUUGGAAUGACAGUUUUUUGCCGCAGCCAUUGGCAUCAUCACAAGAUGGAAAUGAGACUGUCAAAGAGAGUGAAUUUGCAUACUUUAUCGCAUCUUUUGAAUUUUUAAAAGAAGGAAGUAAAAGUUGGGAUUUUUUUGGGAUUGUUAGAAUUUUUUGAGGAGAAAAUAGAAAGGGUGAGGGAAAAUGGAAACAAGAUUCCGGUCAAAGUACUAUUUACAAAAUUUAGGCAUUGAAAAGGCUUUGAGAUUGAAAAAAAGUUCCAAAAAAGUUCGAUUUUCACCAUUUUUUUUACCAAAACCUGAUGUGAAAACUUGACCAAAACAAUGUAUUGAAGUCUCUACUACAAUUUACAAAUGAUUUCCUUUACUAAAAAGUCCGAUUUUCGGCAUAAAACCCUCCAAAAAGUCUUCUGGAGGUAUGGGGAAUUGAACCCCAGCCCUCUCGCAUGCUAAGCGAGCGCUCUACCCCUGAGCUAUACCCCCACGGCCGGAAAGGCAUUCGGAACUCGGGGUGAUCUUUGGCGCAGGGGCUGGGGAAUGGUCGGAGGGCAUUUUACAGUGGCGGUCAAAAAAAACGGCCACCCCAAGAUGAUGCGCUCUAACGCAGAAGAGAGUGGUCGUAGGAAGAUAAAUAUGGUAUCAUUGUAAAGCUUACGGAAUACUAAGACGUGCGACUAUACGCUUGUGGUACUGUAGUACUGGCCUAGCACGUACUGGAGCAAGAUGUUGUUUUGGCCUGGUCAAAAAAAAUGGCCACCCAUAAUUAUUUUGCUUUAAACGCGGUGUAUGUUAGAAAUUGCCGCCAUAUGGGACUGGACUAGGAUAGCUAUAUCAAUACACACCAAUUCCAGUAUUUUUUACUUUGUAUAUAUGCCCUCAGGCAUCAGUCAAGGUUGAUGACCUUGUUCAUGAUUAAGGCCCGGCCAAAUUUUUUUUUGGGUUUGUGCCGUUGUUUUGAUAAUCCAAAGCAAUACUGUAGACGGUAUUGAUCGUAUUCGUGUGUAAGACUGCCCACUUUUGCCAAAAUUGCGCCUCUUUUGAUAAGAAAACUCAAAAAAUGAAAUAUUUUGACCUAAUUUUCUCCAAAAAUCCGUUUUGGAGGCUGCUAAACAAUGAAUGUAGAACCUUAAACAAGUUUUAUUUGUACAAGAACAUCAUGGACAUUUGUUUUAACACGGCACCGAUUAAAGGAAACGACCGCCCGAAACGACAGAUACCGUUUUGUUACAGCUUUCGACUUCAUGAAGUAAUCAUGAAUUUUGUCCGGUUCCGAAACCUCGUUGAAUAGAAAUUAGAAUAUAGUAUAGAAUUUUUGGUGUAGUUGAGAUACCACUUAAUCAUUUAACGAUAAAUAUGAGCCCCUAAAGCGAAAAUUCGGGUUGCAGACCUUGACAAAGUUUAUGACUAUUUCCUGAAGUCGAAAACUGUAACAAAACGGUAUCUGUCGUUUCGGGCGGUCGUUUCCUUUAAUCGGUGCCGUGUUAAAACAAAUGUCCAUGAUGUUCUUGUACAAAUAAAACUUGUUUAAGGUUCUACAUUCAUUGUUUAGCAGCCUCCAAAACGGAUUUUUGGAGAAAAUUAGGUCAAAAUAUUUCAUUUUUUGAGUUUUCUUAUCAAAAGAGGCGCAAUUUUGGCAAAAGUGGGCAGUCUUACACACGAAUACGAUCAAUACCGUCUACAGUAUUGCUUUGGAUUAUCAAAACAACGGCACAAACCCAAAAAAAAAUUUGGCCGGGCCUUAACCAUGAACAAGGUCAUCAACCUUGACUGAUGCCUGAGGGCAUAUAUACAAAGUAAAAAAUACUGGAAUUGGUGUGUAUUGAUAUAGCUAUCCUAGUCCAGUCCCAUAUGGCGGCAAUUUCUAACAUACACCGCGUUUAAAGCAAAAUAAUUAUGGGUGGCCAUUUUUUUUGACCAGGCCAAAACAACAUCUUGCUCCAGUACGUGCUAGGUCAGUACUACAGUACCACAAGCGUAUAGUCACACGUCUUAGUAUUCCGUAAGCUUUACAAUGAUACCAUAUUUAUCCUCCUACGACCACUCUCUUCUGCGUUAGAGCGCAUCAUCUUGAGGUGGCCGUUUUUUUUGACCGCCACUGUAGGUGAGAAAAACAUCGAUUUUAUUAUCGACCGGUCGAUUUUUUUAUUUUUUGGGGAUCUUUAACGAAUUUUGUGGUUUUUUUGUCUGCACAGUGCAAUAAAAAAAUAAAAAAUGCAGUUUUUUUCUGUAUUUUUCAAGGAAUUUUUGGGUAAAAUACAGAAGACGCUUUCGGCAAUUAAUUUUUCUUCCGUAUACAUCAAAAUCUUUUCAAAAAUUUAACCUAAUUUCAAAAAAUUUAGUGAUGUUUUUAUGUCCAAUAUCACUCCAGAACUCCAUAUUCGACUCGAGUAGUAUUUAACAGCAAAUCCCGAAACCGCUUAGCUUCCCGAUUUGCCCGCAGGGAAUUUCCGCCAAAAACGAUGAGAUCUUUUUUUUUACUCAAUAUGGCCAAAAGCGAUAUCCACGGACUUCUUUCGGGGAUUUUAAACGUCUUACUUUUGGCGGGGUUUCAUUUCCUCUCAUUUCGCGGGCCUAAGGGCAUGUUCUUGAACACAUUUUCAAGGACUUUCGAGAGAGAUCUGUAAGGCUUCAUGUAUAAUAAAGAAAAUGUAAAAAGAAGGAUUUUAGGGCGUUUAUAUUUGAGUUGCUACGUUUUAGUGACAGUAAUCGUAAUUUCUGCGUUUUAUAAGUUUUGAUUUUACAGUAAUUUUAAAUAAAAAAGUUGAAUUACAAAAAGUUUUUUUUCGAAAAAAUCUUCAAAAAUUUUGCCAAAUCAUCACAAAUUCCUAUUUCUAUCGAAAAAAAUCUAUUUACCCGGCUUUUCAAUGUCUAAAACAAUGAAAAAUGCAACAAAUGUCCUAAAAAUCAUCAGCACUGUGCGGGAAAACGAUUUCCCUUCGAAAGGAAGCACCUUUCGAACCGAGCCUCCUUAGCUCAGCGGUAGAGCGUUGGACUUUUAAUCCAACGGUCAGGGGUUCGAUCCCCCUAGGUGGCUUGAGUCUUUUUUUUGGGAUUUUUAUACAAAUUAUUGAACUCCCACUUAUAAACUGCGUAUUUUAAAUUUCUUUUGAGCUUAUAGGAUGGCAUUUUCUGAACCAAGAUUUCUGAAAAUUCCAAAAAAUCUGUUUGCACUGUGCAAAAUUCUUAUUUUAUAGAUUUUUUUCGCUCAGUGCGCCAGAGUUUUACGAUUUUAUUUUUUGUGAAAAGAAAAGGGAUAACUGGAAGUAUAUUCGUAUUUUACGAAGAGAUUUUUUUAUUCUGCGGUUGUAUUUUCCCCGGCUUUUCAAAAUUUUUCAACCUCCUAAUUAUCAAUUAGUAUUCCCGUCUGAAGCAAAACCUCUUUUCGGCCGAAAUUCUGCCCGCUCUUCUUUUGCAAUCGGCGACCACUUAAACGUGUUAUGAACCUGUGAAUGACAGGUUCACCCUUCAUGGCUGACAUUUUCUCGCAUUAAAACGGAUGGGGAGUAAGUUUAACAUUCCCUGAAAUUAAUGAUUUGUGGCUGCCUGAGGGCAUGACGGCGUCUUUAUUGUGGACGACCCUUGAUCUCCCACUUUUCAAGGGGGUUUCUUACUGUAACUUUUAGUUUUGUUAAUUUUUGGUAAUUUUUUUAAAAAAUAGCAAAAAAGUGCGACCGAAGAAUAAAAAUCUCCUUGUAAAAUACGAGUACACUUCUUGGGUAUCUCUUUUCUUAUUACAAAAAAAUAAAAUCGUUAAAUUUUGACGCGCUGUGCUGAAAAAUUCGUCCAAUAAGAAUUUUGCACAGUGCAAACAGAUUUUUUGAUAUUUUCAGAAAUCUUCGUUCAAAAAACGUGAUCCUAUCAGCUCAAAAAAUUUUUAAAUACGCAGUGUGUAACUGGGUAUUCGAUAAUUUGUAUAAAAAUCCCAAAAAAGUCUCAAGCCACCUAGGGGGAUCGAACCCCUGACCGUUGGAUUAAAAGUCCAACGCUCUACCGCUGAGCUAAGGAGGCUCGGUUCGAAAUGCGCUUCCUUUCGAAGGGAAAUCGUUUUCCCUCACUGUGCAGAUGAUUUUUAGAACAUUUUGUUGCAUUUUUGAAAGUUUUGAACAUUAAAAAGAGGUGCAAAGUCGGUUUUUUUGAAUUGAAUUUUUUUUGAUUGAAAAAUUAUUUUUAUUGCACUGUGCAAAAAUUUUGUUGCGUCUUUUUUUAAAAUCAAACAUUAUUUCCAAUAUGCUACUGCUCUACUACCACAUUUUACUCUCCAAAAAAUACCUGAGUGGUCAUUCCGAAAAUGUGCCCAUUGUUCCGCGCCCCGAGGGUAUUUAGCGAAAAACUUGCUAAAUACCUUCAGGGCUUGGGACAAUCUCCGGGAAAAAGGGGCCGGCAUUCAAGCGGAAAUCAGUGGGAGACCGGUGCUAAAGGUUUACGCAGAAAGAAAUAAUUCUUUCGAGAAUAAUAAUAAAACCCCCUCGGGGCACAAAAGUUAUUUUUUCAUUGAAAUUGCCCAAAAUUGGAGGCGCCGGAGGGGAGAAUUCGAUAAGUUUCCUACGUUUUAAGUCUAUUCCGGGCUAUUUUUGGUAGUAUUUUUGUGUUUGGAGUUUUGAGUUUAGCACUGUGCGGUUGAAAAAUUAAAUUUUGAUCGCACUGUGCGAGAGUUUCAUUUAAAAAAGUUUUUUUGUUUUUUAAGUGUAGUGUAGACCCAAGUCUGUCAUUGGCAACAAAAAUUAUUUUUCUAGCCUUUUUGCAGACCGCACUGUGCAGUAGGAAAUAAAUUUAGUUUGCACUGUGCGGUCAAAAAUUUAAACUUUGGCUGCACUGUGCGAUGCCUUGAAUGAAAAGUAUAUUUUUGGAUUUAGGGAUGUAGUGUAGACGCCAAUCUGUCAUUUGCAACAAAUUUUUUUUUGUCUAGGCCCUUUUAGGGCCGCACUGUGCGAUAAAAAUAGAUUCUGUUCGCACUGUGCAGUCUGAAGUUUAAAUUUGGGCUGCACUGUGCGGAAUUUUUCAAAAAUCUCUCUCUCUUCAAGUGUACGUAUUUUACAUUCAAUUAUCUUAUUAGAGCCCAUUUUUGGAGUCUUUUUCUCCUUUAUAAACUUCACUGUGCAAUCAAACUGAAAUUCGGUUUGCACUGUGCAGUUCGAAAAAAUUUUUGUUUUGUUGCACAGUGCGGAAAACCGAUCAAAAAUUUUUUUCUCUAUCAUUUUACAGUGAUGGACCUGAUGCAUUGGCAAAAAACGUCUCAUUUUGCAUCCAGGAAGUAUCAAAAAUGUGGCAAAAUGCCUCCCUCUCCAAGUGAAAAAACCUCGUUUUGAAGGGCGCGCCUUUGAAAUCGGAGUUUUUUCACUUGGAGAGGGAGGUAUUUUGCCACAUUUUUUGAUACUUCUCGGAUGCAAAAUGGCACGUGUUUUGCCACUGGAUCAGGUCCGCCACUGUAACUUGCCGAAACAUUCGAAUUUUUCAUCAUCUUUGACUCACCGGGACUCUUUUUUAUGUUUUUAUAAUCGAAUCCGCGGGAUUUUUAUGCAGAAAGAGCGUUUAGACGGGUUUCGGGGGGAAAAAAGAAAACAACUACUAUAUAAGAAAGAAGAGGAGUAACCUUUUAUAACUCGGCCAAUGUUUGCCGACUCUCGGCGAGUUUCGGAUAUUUAUUUUUUUGGAGAUUUUUUACUUUUUUUUUGGAUUUUUUUGAGACAGUGAAACCUCCAUGUAGCUAGGAGAACUUAUCAAAAAAUUUUUGAGAUCGCACAGUGCAAAAAAAAUAAUUUUAUUUCCGCACAGUGCGAAAAAUUUUUAUUUAUUUUUUUUUGAAAAGCACUAACUGUGGUUUUAAAAUUUCUAGGACUUGUCUCAUAAAGUUUUGUGAGCUGUUCUAACACUACUUUAUGACAUAAUGUAUCCAUACACCGUCGUAUUUUACAAAAAAAAUUUUAUUUCCAAAAAUUUUUUUUUCAAAUUUUUUAAUCCCGCGAAUUUUUAUCGCCUCUUUUAAUAUCUAAACUCACCACUAUUCAGUCCUCAACCCACUUCUUACUCUAAUUAUGGACCAUUUCUGCCGAAUUCUCAGGUGAUUUUUCUCUGCACUGUGCAGUGAGAGAAAAUCGAUGCGUUUCCAAUGGAGCCCACAACUUCAGCGACCAAAAACGAUGCCAAUCUACUCAACCACUCGUCAUAUCAAAGCCGGCAAGGCAAAAAGUGUUUUCGACCUUCUACACGAGAUUACUGUAACAAAAACGGUUACUGUAGCGACCCGGUGAUUAGCCCGAAAUCUCUCUACCUCCCGGUGAAUUGGUGUUUAAGAUGGACGAUAGUGAUGCUGCUGCCUUGUUUGACGAUAUCCAAGCGUCUGCAAAACCCCUUGGAUCCAUAUACGAUCGAGGGCAGGGCGCAGGUCGAAGCCGAGCUGGAAGAGGAUUUGCGUCGAGAAUUUGUGAGAUCCUCACAUGUGCGAAAAGAGGACAUGGUCUACAAAUACCCCAAGAAAAUGUUUAGUAAGUAG
Bursaphelenchus xylophilus (pine wood nematode) is the source of this 7858-nucleotide messenger RNA. The record is from the annotation of a GenBank genome assembly. NCBI's taxonomy places the organism in Eukaryota, Metazoa, Nematoda, Chromadorea, Rhabditida, Aphelenchoididae.